AUGGUUUUGUGUGCUUUAGAUCGAAAAUCUCGCUGUCAAAGUUCUAUUUGCUUCGAUUUCCUGGGCUUAAACGCAAGUGUGUCUGAUAGUGACGAUCAGAUAUCAUCUUCGGCAUCUAUGAUUUCAAGCGAUGACCAGCUUAGCAGCGAUUCAUCGGAAGAAAUGGAGGUACUUGAACAAGUCCAACCUUACGCGGACGAACCGCCAGCUCACACGAGUGAUGAAGAGGAGGACGCUGAAGAGGACCAGGAUGGUCUUUCUCCAGUAGUAUUAAUGUCUAGAUUGGAAAGAGAAGUACCUUUGAACGAAUGCGUAAAGGAAGAUGAAUUAUUUCCUGAGUACUCACGGAACAUGGCGGCUGAAUUGCCUUUGGAAAUUCAAGCUCGAGGUCCUGAAGCUGUCGAGGCUUAUGACAAAGCACUAACAGAAGGAAAGGCCUGCAUAAAGAGAAUACCUAUAAUGUUGAUCGGGCAGGAGCGGACUGGGAAAACUAGUCUUAAAAGGUCCUUAAAGGGAGAAAAAUUCGACAAAGAAGAAGAAAGCACAGAUGGAAUCGAGACUGACCCUUCAUACUUUAAAGUAUCUACAGAGACUUGGAAAAGCGGACAAGCGUGCGAAGAAAUGCAAACUGAGCUAGAAGUUCCAUUCGAACACCUUGCAGCAGCAACGGUGAUCGUCGAUCGUUUGAAGAAAGGGGAGUCACUUUUAUCAGGGGCUGAGGCAGAGUCAGAGUCCAACUCAGAAUCUCUAAAUGUAUCAAGUACAAAAAGUGUUCGUAAAGUCUUUCGUAAAACCCCUAAAGAAACCAAAUCUUCUCAAAGAAAAUUGCCAGAGGAACUAGCCAGGCUGGUUGAAAAAUUGCUUCGUGAAGGAGAAAAUGCAAACGAAGACCAAAUCUACUCAAUGCUGUGGGACUUUGGAGGACAGUCCGUUUACUAUGACACCCAUCCAAUUUUCCUCACAGAGAAAGCCAUCUAUGUUUUGACAUCUGACCUGAGCCGUGACCCAAACGAGAAAGCCAGCCCGCUUGUCAAAACAGGACUUUUCAAGAAUAAAGUGGACACUAACUGCAUUAAAACAAACCUUGAGUACCUGGACUUUUGGAUGUCAUCGAUUUAUUCUUUGACGGGUCUAGAGGUAAACAGCUCCCAACAGAAUGCUCCAUAUUUAAGCGAUACUCUGCCGGGAAGGCUCCCCCCGGUGUUUCUAGUUUGCACCCAUGCCGACGUGCCGUUUGGUGGCGCUAAAGCUAGAGACCUAGCGCUAGAAUUAUAUGGCUUUCUCCAAAGCAAGACGUAUGGAGAACACCUGUAUAAAGAUGUUUUCGUCGUAGAUAAUACAAAGUCAGGGAGUGUGGAAGAAUGUAUUGAGAUAGUGCGCCUGAGAGAAGAGCUUCUUGCUGUUGCAAAGGAACUGCAACUGACGAAAGAAGAAAUUCCGGUGAAGUGGUUGAGGUACGAAAACAACCUUCGCAAGAAGUGUGAUAAGUGGAUAACACUUGAUGAAGCCAAGAGGAUUGCAAAUGAAGAGUGUGGAAUCCAAGAAGAUAAUGAGUUUUCCACUUUGAUGAAUUUUUUGCAUGAUCAGAGAAUUGUGAUUCAUUUCUCAGGCUCUCCAGCUUUGGAAAGGAUGGUGAUAUUAGAUCCUCAGUGGCUUGUUGAUGUCCUCAAAAGCAUUAUAACCGUAAGGCGUUUUAAACGGACGGAACAUCCUGUCAAAGACCUAUGGAUCCAACUUGAAGAAACUGGAAUAUUAGAUGAAAGACUCAUAGACCAUGCUUGGAAAGACUUGAUCGACAACCAAGAAAGUCAAAAGAGCCUUAUUGCUAUCAUGUAG
Messenger RNA from Stylophora pistillata, 1836 nucleotides. RefSeq names its product probable serine/threonine-protein kinase roco8. The record is from RefSeq and is a predicted model, not a curated record. Lineage: Eukaryota; Metazoa; Cnidaria; Anthozoa; Scleractinia; Pocilloporidae.